AUGGAUUCCUUAAUUAGUAACCUUCGUGGUCUUUGGAUUCCGAAUUCGGCUCUGGCGGAUCGCUACAGAUUGAUAAUUUGUCAACUUGACGGCAGUCGCAGACUUCUGUUUUCUUUUGCCUCUGCUUCAGAUCUGCACUGGGUCGUAACGAGAGCACCGUGGUCAUAUGAGAAGGCUCUCUUUGCAGUGGCAGUAACAGAUGGGACGGUGGAUCCUCUUAGGGUUUCCUUACAAAAACAAUUUUUCUGGAUUCGAAUCAGAGGGAUUCCACCACUCUACAUAGACGAGGAGACUGGUCUGGGGAUUGGUGAGGCGGUCGGUGACUAUAUCAAAACAGGGAAGGAUAGAAAUGGCAGUUUCUUGGGCAGAUUGCUCUGGGUUCGGGUGGGAGUUGAUGUCGAGAAACCUCUGAGGAAAGGGAUUUCUAUCCCGGGAGCUUCAUGGUCGGGGAAUAAGCUUUUUAAGUUGGAGUACGAAAGAUUGCCACAAAUCUGUUUGUAUUGUGGGGUAGUCUCUCAUACCGGAUUUAGUUGCCCCCGACGCCUAUCUGGGGAGAUCCCGGAGCCUACGUACGAUGUUCUUCUUAAUGCCGAGAGAAAGGAGGCCUGGUUAGCAAAACGGGAAAUGGAGGAGGCGGAGAGGGAGACAGUUUCCGGUGGUGGAAGCACUAGAGUCGGGAUGCAUCCGGUUAAGCACUCUGGCUGGGCAAUGGCAUAUGGCAGCGCCGGAUUUUCCUACUAUCAGGAUGAUCAGAUCGAGACAAGAAUGGGAUGA
Messenger RNA from Rosa chinensis, 774 nucleotides. RefSeq lists its product as uncharacterized. The record is from RefSeq and is a predicted model, not a curated record. The transcript has a single exon. Bases 1 to 774 code for a protein of 257 amino acids. NCBI's taxonomy places the organism in Eukaryota, Viridiplantae, Streptophyta, Magnoliopsida, Rosales, Rosaceae.